UAAUCCAAAGAAGAAAGACGGUGUCGUCACUUCGCUUUGAAUGAUACUCUCUCUAUGUCAAUAUAUACCUCUAUGUAACAAACCUACAAACCUUCUUCUUCUUCUGUUUCUGUUUUAUGGCUUACUUUCAAACCUUUGACAUCUUUCAUCUACAAUGACAUAACUUGACAUAAGUCUAAAAAAAAAACAAACCAAAACAAAUGGGAAAAUGAUAGGUUAGGUAGAAUAAAGGAAUAACAAUAACUUUAAAAACAAAAUUAAUUUAUUAUAUGCAAAUAACAAUGAAUGAAUAUGAAGAAGACUUUAAUAAAAUCUAUUUUUUCAAACUACAAGAUGAGUUGUUCCUUCCUCGCCAAGUAUUUGAAUCUCCAAAGUGGAGUAUACCAGAAUUACAAUCAAAGAAGAAUGAAUUAAAUAGAAUAAAAGGACGCCUAGGAAAGUAUAAACUGAAAGUGUGGUCUAAACACACCGCCCAUAGAGACCGAGCUGGUUUUGUCAUGAAAAAAUUGGCUGAGAAAAUCAAACCUGAACUUCUUACUCAAGCAUGGUGCAAAUUUUAUGAAAUCUUAGCACAUUUUCCAGUAAUUCCACUUUGUGCUGUGAGUAAUAAAAAGCUUGAAAGUCUGCAUUUAUGUGAAGCUCCUGGGGCAUUUGUUUGUGCAUUAAAUCACUAUCUUACCCUGAACUAUCCGGGUUUAGAAUGGGCCUGGAAUGCCAAUACCCUCAACCCAAAUUAUGAAGGUAACGAAUUGAAUGAAAUGAUACCUGAUGAUCGAUUUAUAAGACAUACAUUAAAGAACUGGAUAUUUGGUGCUGAUUUUUCCGGAGAUAUAACUAAAACUUACAACCAUGAAUAUUUGGUUAACUACGUCCAAUACGCAAAAGUAUCCCUAAUAACUGCAGAUGGUAGUGUGGACUGUAUGAGUGAUCCUGGGGAACAAGAACGUCAUGUCGAAAGAUUGCACUUUUGUGAAACAAUAACAGCAUUGAGAGUUUUACAAACAGGUGGAACCUUCGUUCUGAAAAUUUUCACCAUGUUUGAGGAAAGUACGCUCAACUUACUAUUCCUUUUAAACUGUUCCUUUGAUAAAGUAGCACUAUUUAAACCCUGUACAUCAAAAAGUGGAAACUCUGAAGUAUACGUGAUCUGUACCAAAUAUAAAGGAUUUAGCGUUAUUCAUCAUUUGUGGACAGGUUUAUGGAAUGCUUAUGAAGAUAUAGAAAUAUUUAAUUCAAACUCUAUGUUCUUCCUAACUCAACUACCUGAGAGUUUUCUAGCCGAAAUACAUAAGUGCUCAGAUUUUUUUAUGAAAAAACAAGCAGAUACUAUAUUGGAUAAUAUUUAUCAUUUUGAUCGAAGGAGUCAGGAUAAUAUUUUUAUUACAAAGUCAUUUGUAGCUCAAGUUUAUUUGGCUAGACACGAGAUCAAACCAAUACCAGAAAGUUCCAAGAUAGUACCAAAUAUAUGUGUGUCUGAGCUAUGGAGAGUCCAUUCAACUAAGAACUCAAGGCACUUUUUUAAUACGAAUUUACAAAACGUUAUACAUAAUAGAAAAAUUUCAAAUAGUUUGGAUAUUGUUAUUGGUAAAGAGAUACAAACUGUAUAUAAUUCCAAAUUUACUGACAACGACAAUCUAAGGAAGAUUCAAACGCUGUGUACAAAUAAUGAAAAUACAUCCGAUUUUUAUCAAUAUGUUUUGAAGGUGCUCCAAAAAAGUAACACUAUUAUAAACGUUAAAGAAUUUGAUGUUACUGUAUUCUCAAAAUUCCAAAAAGAAUUAUUUCUUAAAAUAGCUUCCAUUAUAGAGGUCGAUAAGAAUUUAAUACUAAUUAAUAUUCCCUUUGUAACGCAUUUUCUUGUAGGAUUACUCUAUUUAUUAAUAUUUUUUUACGAUAAAGUUUACAUGGGGAAAGGUGUAGUAUAUCUAUAUCAACCGAAAUCUAGUGUGUUCAAAAGUAUACAAAGUAUUUUUAACAGUAUUACAGAAAAGUACAAACUUGCAACUGAAUCAAAUGGCAGGUUUGAGCAGGAUAUUGUCCAUAUUGUUUCGCCGAGUGUAUUUGAAACUGGGUCUUUUAUUGAGACAAUCUGGAAUUAUAAUAAGUAUUUAUUUUGCGAGGAUAAAUGUUUUACCAGUCCUUAUACAUAUCACUUGCAAUGAGUAUAUAGUUCGUAUACGAAAAAUGGGAGUAUGAAUCUUUGAUAAAAUGUUUUUGUAUUUGGUAUGAAAAGGGUAUAGUCGAAUAAGUAAAGCAUUUACUUAGUUAAGCAAUACAAGAAAGAAAAUGUUACAUUUAAAUUAAAAAUUUUUUUCAUUAAUAACGCAGUAACUUGUAACGAGGUCGUUGCAUUGUUGCUCCAGGUAACUAAAUCAGUCGAAGAAAAGAGUUCGCUUUUUAAGACAUUUUUAUUUGGAAUCAAAACAUACAAAAGAUAAGAUAAUGAGCCUUAAUUACUCGUUAAUUUCGUUAAUAAAAUAUAUUUAUAAUCUACGCAUCGAGCUUUUUCUUCGGGCCGAUGUGACGAUAUUUUGUACAUGAAUGAAUGAUUUUGACGAUCGCGUGAAAUAUGAAUUACUUUUAUUAAUACGACAUGAAUGUAUAAGGAAAGGGAAGAAAGGGAAUCUCGCUCAGCUCGCCAGAUGAAAAGACAUAUUAGGGAUAUACGAUCACCGCUCAUAUAAGUAUAGGUAAGACGAAAACUAUCGGAUUCGCUCAGCUCGCCAAAACGACAGCGGAAAAUGGUCAGGAAAUACUACCUACAUAAACUCACCUCUUAUACCUCGCUGUUGUUUAUUAUUCUUCGUUGUUUAUUAUUCUUCGAUCAACGCUCCAAGAAUAAUAAUCAACUAGGCUUUUCGAUCCGACUUUUAUAUCGUCCAAGACGGUACAAAAACACGUUUUACUUAUUUCAUUGGCGUGCUAUAGACGAUAAAAUUAUAUUAUUGUCACAAACUUAGGAGUCUCUGUUAGAUAUAGGUGUCCCUGUUAAAAUACUGUGAAUAUUCCUGUUUCUUUUAGUAUACAAGAAUUAUAACAAGGCCAGUGCUACACUUUAACAGUAUAUUACUAUCCUGGUGUUACCCAAGGUACUCAUUUUAUCGUUUUCUUUAAGUGCCGUCUCCUAAUCGGAGGUUGGAUAUCAUCAUCACUAUCUUUACUCUAUCUACCGCUGCCCUAUAGAACUGAAUUUAACCAGUCCCUUAAAUUCUUCAACCAUGACACUCUUCCUAUCCUCAGUCCUCUUCUUAUCAUUUCUUAGCAUUUCAUGUCGCUGUCCCCUCAUUAAGUGUCUCACAUAUUGUAACUUUUUUAUUUUUGUGUUUAUUAUUUCAUAUUCUUUGCCCAUUUGUCGCAAUACUUUCGUGUUAGUUUUCUUCUGUGUCCAUGCUAUUCUAAGCAUCCUUCUGUAGUACCACAUUUCAAAUGACUUUGGCUUAUUUAAGUGUUCUUACUUCAAUAUCCAGCUUUCAAACUUAAUUGCUCUGACAGUAUCACUCACCUGUGUGUACAAUUUCUGAAAUUAAAUACCGGGUGUCCACUUAUAUUUUCCCUCAUUUUAGUAAAAGUUUUGUCUGAAUAGAUUGAAUUUUUUAUAUCGCUUUUAAAUACGAAAUAAAAAAUGGCGGAUUUUUGAAAAAAACUUUGUUGACUUUUUUUUAAUGGAACACCCAGUAUAUUCUUUUGUAAAUUGAAAGAAAGGUCAUUCACCUAUCUAGAGAUAUAAAGUUUUUCAAAAUCGGUUGUCAAAUCACUGAGUAAUUAAUUUUUAAAAUGAGAGGUGCAACGUGGAUAUCACAUACCUAAAUAACAUAACUAAGCAAGUUAUGUGAUUUCCUCAUUGCAUCUCUCAUUUUAAAAAUUAAUUGCUCAGUCAUUUGACAACCGUUUUUAAAAAUUUUUAUAUCGCUUGAUAGAUAAAUGACCGUUUUUUUCAAGUUUUUAGGUAAAUGACCAUUUUUUAUAUAUCGCUUUUAAAUAAAAAAUGGCGGAUUUUUGAAAAAAAAAACGUUGACUUUUUUUAUUAAAACACCCAGUAUAUUUUUUUGUAUCUUGAAAAAACGUCAUUUACCUAUCCAGCGAUAUAAAAUUUUUUAAAAUCGGUUGCCAAAUGACUGAGCAAUUAAUUAUUAAAAUGAGAGAUGUAAUGUGGAAAUCACAUAACAUAAUAUCAUUUUGCUCAGUUAUGUUAUUUAGGUAUGUGAUAUCCACGUUGCACCCCUCAUUUUAAAAAUUAAUUACUCAGUGAUUUGACAACUGAUUUUGAAAAACUUUAUAUUACUCUGGGCUAAUUAGCAAAAUACAAGGAAAAGUUAUUUACCAGCAAUUUUAUUGCUGAAAUCGAAUCUUAUUAUUGUAUGUAUUAAUAAUAUAGGUAUGCAAAGUCCGCAGAUAGUGUGCUACUUUUUUUAUAAACAAAAUGGCGCCCGAAAAUCGUGUUUUUGAAGAUAUUCUUCUUUAGCGGCGAAUCGAUUGAGGGUAAAAUUUGAUUGAUCAGCGCGCAUGCGCACACCGACAGUAUGGUAUUAGUCGUUAUACGGGCUCUGAGUGGGUGUUGAAAUUUUGAAAUGAUCUGUCAAUAAUUGUUCAAUAUGGAGGUUAUCGGUAAACAAAAAUAUUGUAUAAUAUUAGUUUUUAUUGAUGUGUGGACAGAAAUAAAAUCAAAUUUAUAAUUAUAGUGACUUUUUAAAUAGUUUGGAAAGCCGCAGGUACGUAAUUCUAAAUGUUUCAGUUGGAAAUACCUAAUAGUUUCAAUACCUAUCUAUUUGGAAAAUGUAAACAAAAUAAUGUAGUUAUUAGUAGGCAAUGCUUUAAUUUACAUAAUCUGAUUACAAACAAACUUUCUACAAAUCUUCAUCUCAUUUAUCGUUUUCUUACUCUAUAUUUUGUUGUAUUUUAUUUCGACAAAAAUCAAACUAAUAAUUUUAUUAAAUUCAUAUAAAUUUAUGGUGUAAACGUUUAGUUUGUGUAUAUUCCCACAUGAUGUAUACGCGAAUGUGGUGCAGUUUGAAAUGCCGUCAACUUUCGUACGGCGCGGUAGACGUGAAGUGGGUUCAAGCUCCAAGCAAGUUAUUAUUUUUUUUAUAGAUUUUAUGAUUGUAAAUAUAUUAUUAUAUAAUUUUUGAAGAUAUUCUUCUUUUUUGAAAGUGGUAGAUAAGAAAGUUAGUUUUAUUUUUAAAUAAAAUAAGUACAAAUAACCCUUUAAGUAUAUUUACUUCGUUUAAAUUACCUAUUAUAUAAUAGAAGAAUAUCUUCUUACGUGGGUACAAAGUACACACACACAUUCUUUUUUCAAUUUUUGCUCUAUAAUUCCAAAGAUUUUAACUUUACACCAAAAAGACUCAAAUAAAAUUUCACCGCAAUUAAAUUCUGCAUAGAGACGUGUUUUUCGCGAUUCACUUAGACGAAAACUUUCCCCGGAAAAAGCGGGUUUUUCCAACAAAAUCUUUAAUUUUCAACUAAAAUUUUAGAUAAGUAAUUGUUAAUCAAUAAUU
Diabrotica virgifera virgifera (western corn rootworm) is the source of this 5495-nucleotide messenger RNA. RefSeq names its product cap-specific mRNA (nucleoside-2'-O-)-methyltransferase 2 (gene aft). Gene Ontology annotation, biological process: 7-methylguanosine mRNA capping. Gene Ontology annotation, molecular function: methyltransferase cap1 activity. Gene Ontology annotation, cellular component: cytoplasm; nucleus. The coding region runs from base 270 to 2162 and encodes 630 amino acids. The transcript has 5 exons. NCBI's taxonomy places the organism in Eukaryota, Metazoa, Arthropoda, Insecta, Coleoptera, Chrysomelidae. The record is from RefSeq and is a predicted model, not a curated record.